This is a messenger RNA of Thelazia callipaeda (thelaziosis nematode), 1134 nucleotides long. The record is from the annotation of a GenBank genome assembly. NCBI's taxonomy places the organism in Eukaryota, Metazoa, Nematoda, Chromadorea, Rhabditida, Thelaziidae.
AUGGAAGCUGAAUAUGAAGAUAUAUUGUCAUCACAAGAAUUGUUCAUAAUUGCGUCACCAUCCGACCGGACGGAGGGGGAGAAGCUGUUUAAGUUCAAGAAAGCAGUAUCAAGUUUUACGACAGUUUCAUCUGUAAAUAUGCCUUCGUUAGAAGCAGUCUCAAGAUGUGAACUUCAUGAGCUAUCCAGAGAUAUGCAACAACUUGAUUAUUCAGUUGAAAAUUUGCUUCAAUCUCUCGUAUGCUCUUUUGCUGGUUUAUUGGAACGGCAAAAUGUUUACCUUUUCGAGCAUAUUAAAGAGCAAAAAGAAAGCGAUGGUAGUGAUAUUACCGAGUUUAUAUGGGAUGAGUACUCCUACCCACCAGAAAAAGAAUUAUCUGUACUGAGCAUGAAGCUUUAUAGGCGAUUUCAUGAUAUUGAUAGACGUCUGAGACGCAAUGCUGAUACGUUUGAAAAUAAUAUUAAAAUUGCCGCAGGAUAUCAACUGCCUUACAGCACAUUAGCUAGCAGAAACUUAAUUGACUUAAUACCUAGAACUUGCGUAAUUGAUACUGAUUAUAUUCAGUCUGUUUUCGUAGCCGUACCGAAGUUGUCAAAUGUAAAUUGGUUGAGUGUGUAUCAAAGUCUUCAUGAAUCCGUAGUUGCUGGUUCAAGUUGCUUCAUUGCUGAAGAUGAAGACUACAAGUUGUAUUCAGCAGUAAUUGUCCGACAUGAUUUUGAAGAGUUUCGUAGAAAUUGUGCAAAGUAUCAAUUUAUAGUUCGACGAUAUCCAACUGAUGAUGAUCAGUACGGCGCUACUUGUCAUAGAGAGUUUAAGUUUUACGAAGUUACACACUACCAGAAUAAGGUAUUUGUAGACUACUUGAAAGCAGUAGUUCUUGAAAUAUUUGAUUUAAUACUUCAUAUAAAAGUUCUUCGAGCACAUUUGGGAAACUUAGCUAUGUUUGGUGGACGUGUUUGUCAUCUCUUGAUACUUUAUCCUGAAAAAGAUAUGGAAUCACAGCUACAACAGAAACUCAGAGAAGCGUUUGAUGUAAAGAAGGGUGAAACAAAUGAAAUUAACGACACAUUCACUUCAGGAACCUGUCCACGUACAUGCUACUUAAUCUACAAAAUGAAUCUCAAAUACUUGUAG